CAGCAACAGGGUCUCCCUCUCCAGCGUUAGCUUCUUAAUCACUGCGUUAACUUCAUGAGGUUCGAUUUGCUCCAUGCUCUUGUCUCCUUCAUCCAACGAUAAUUCGUUAAUAAGAAUAUCCUUAUCCUUACUCGUCAUAUUUGGAGUUGAAGAGCAAGCACUUGAAAUUGAAUAAUUUUUGGAAGUUGGAACCGGGUGACUAUGAUUAGCACUUGAUAAAUCAACUAUGACAUCAACCGACUCAUUAGUCACCAAUUGCGCCUUACAAGACUUGUUAAGACAGCGACAGGUAAUAUCCCCUGUUACUCUUGUAAUACCCUUCCUAUAAUUAUAUUUCUCGUGUGUCAACUUAGGAUUUCCUCGAUUUGUUGUACCAAUUACCAAAGAAACCAUUCUGAAUUCGCAAGAUUGAAUGUACAUUAAAGUUGCAUCAAUUAUUAAUACUGGUUCAAAUAAUAUUCAUUAUAUCAGGAACGGAUGCAGAAGGAAAAAAGGAAUGCCCAGAGAGCUAUCAAGGCGCUUGGGUGAGAGAAGGGUAAGCUCCUGAAAACAGAGGUUAAUAUUAUAAUAAUGGUUUUGAGAGAGAUAGGAUUCAGUUCGAAUAUUAUUAAAUAUGAAGCGAGAAAAAGAAAACAAAUCAAAAUUACCGCCGUUACACUCCACGUGACAAUGUUAUUGAUAAUGCCGGUCCUUCUUUGACACUAUCACAACAGCUGACCCAGGCUGUACCGUAGUAUCUCAAAAUGAAACGACAAUCUUAUCAGAGAAUUAUUAGACUAGAAAGCACAACAUUGGCUAGCCUGCAUAGCCGGGAAAAUGGAACUGUUUUAAACAACUGUAAGAUUGUGAGAUUAUCUCAACUACUGAGAUAAUACUACCGUAAUCUUGAAUUCUUCAGUAGCUUGUGGCAAGUGGACGGUGUAAGUGUUUGUUGUUUCGUUAUCAGCCGGCCGGUCUGUAAUUGUUCGUCUGCACACGGCCUACGUCUCAAAAUAAACUAACCUGCAAGCUGACCAAGGCACUUAGGCUCAAAGAAGUAAACGAAUUUACACUAUUAGGUGUCACAGAAAUUCACGACUAAGCAACCUGGCAGUGUACCCUACAAGAAACAUUAUCAUACAAGUGAUUAAUCCAUCAGUUGCAGUUCGACAUUCGGAGUGACAAGAUGCAUAAAUUUGUCAGUUCAUUGUUUGGCUUUUCUGCUGUGGUCAUCUUCAUUUUACAGCUACAUGUCGAUGAAGUAUGUGCAAGAAAUAUGACUAUUGACCAACCUAGAUUUAGAGUUCCAGGAUUCAAGGUUGAGUUGACUCUACUUCCACCUAGAGUUCCGCCAAAAACUAGAGAAGUUCAAGGAACAUUGAGAUGUGCUCCAACGGUGGGAGGCUCCGGUAACAAUGCAGUACUCCCUCAUUUCAGAAUCAUAACAAUGAUUGGUCAAGAUAUAACCAAUAGAUGGCAUCCUCAAUUGAAGUUGUUCAAAUGCACUGAUAAGAAUGGUGUCCGUUUCUACAGAAUGAAAGCAAUUUAUGACUCUAAGAUACGAGUGAUCGAAAUUUCCUACCCAGAUGAUAAAACACCGAAAGUGUUUGUGGAGGAAAGUGAAAUAAAAGGUGGCGCUAUAGUGGAGGUCGUCAAUCCGACUGCAUUCAACAAAGUAGAAAACUUCGUCAAACGCAGAAUGAGAAAAAGAAAUUGAUCCGGGGCCCAUUCGUGAAUUCACAAUUCCAUUCAUGAGUUUUGAACUUUCAAGUUAUUAAUAUGCAAUAGAAUACAGUAUAUUUUAAACACUAAUUAUUAUUAGUUUCACAAAAAUUCAGGGUAAAAUUGAAAUAUAAUACAAUUUACGAAUGAUAGAUGAUUGGAAAUUAAAUUUGUGAGAUUUAAUUGCUAUUAAAAUAUUGUUGGAUGGAAAAGAAA
This is a messenger RNA of Nilaparvata lugens (brown planthopper), 1917 nucleotides long. RefSeq lists its product as uncharacterized. Lineage: Eukaryota; Metazoa; Arthropoda; Insecta; Hemiptera; Delphacidae. The transcript is spliced from 7 exons. The coding region runs from base 1166 to 1696 and encodes 176 amino acids. The record is from RefSeq and is a predicted model, not a curated record.